AUGACUCCUCUUGGAAUAGGACGCAUCGUGUUUUUAUCGAUCAUAUCGAUACUCUCAGCCGCUACUGCUGGUCUCUCGGCGUACCGGCUCGCUUUUAUUGCAUCCCUCGAGCACUCGAUAAGGGGUUACGACUUUCUCGGUCUCUUGUUCGCGGCAGGAAUAAUAACAGUACUGACGAUCUCUGUCGUGCGUAUCUGUGACUGGUCGGUGAGGGAAUCGUGGUUGUCUCGCACUGUAGUCGAGUUGUCGUGGUUAGGUGUCCUCUGGGUACUAUGGAUGGCCACCGCAGGGUACACCACCUCGCUCCUCGCACUACUUGAUCUCGGUAACUGUGCCGACUAUUACGGUACAGGGUCCACGCUCUGUUCUGAAGCCGAAGCAGUGCAAGCGCUGGCCUGGCUCACCUGGUUAUGCAUCGGUGCCCUCUUCACCUGGGAGCUUGUAUUCGCCAUCGUUGCCCACCAACGUGGUUUUCCCGGGAUCUGGCUGGCACAGGGAUGGAGGCACGUGGUCGGCUCUCGACCCGAUCUCGUAGGCGGCGCAGGAGGCAAAUAUGCCAGCGUGGGAGCUCAGGACUAUGGGAUGGACCAGAUGAAGGCGUAUGACGCGCCUUUCGUCCCUCAACAGCAGCAGAGCUGGGGUCAGCCGCACCCCCAUCAGGGGGGGCAGCGGUACGAUGAGGGACCAUAUGGCCCACAAGGGCUACAGACUAAGGGGCAGCCAAUGGGCAUGUACAACCAGCCCCAGUGGGGCCAACCAUAUGGUGGUUAUGGUGGGCAACAGGAUCCUUACGGUGCUCCGAAGCCUUCUUCUCAGCUGGAAAACCAACUUCACAUACAGGUGGCAUCCAAUUCCGGCCACUCAGAUUUUAGUUCGCCGCCACCCCAACCACCUCAGCCUCAGCCUCAACAACAACCUCGACAACAAACUCAACAACAAUACCAACAAGUUCCCGCGGGAUCGAGCCAGGCCCACACCCAGCUCGCUCAGACAUACGGCCAGAAAACGCCUGGUCUUAGUCCACCCUCUACGAUGCGGGCGCUUCCCCCACCUGGUCGUCAAAGUCAGCGUGGGCAGGGGAUGCAGGGCUCUCCACCAGGUGCGGGACCAGCACAAAAUCCAUACGCGCCGAGGGGUCAGCAGGGGUACUAUGGUCGAGCUGAGGUGUAG
Molecule: messenger RNA, 1170 nt
Organism: Dacryopinax primogenitus
Lineage: Eukaryota; Fungi; Basidiomycota; Dacrymycetes; Dacrymycetales; Dacrymycetaceae
Exons: 4
Coding region: 1-1170 (389 amino acids)
Source: RefSeq, a predicted model, not a curated record